AUGUGUGCUUCGGUCUCAGGUGCCCUGUCAGAUUGGGUUUGGAAGAAAAUGAGAGGGGUGGAGAACCCUGUCACCCAUCUUCUGUCCUCCCCUACAGCGGGUGCAGACGUUUCCAUGGAGACCUGCUGUGCAGAUGGACAUCGAACGGCUACUCAGAAAAGGGACUGCUCACUGCCCUACACCUCGGAGUCCAAGGAAUGCAGGAUGGUCCAUGAACAGUGUUGUCACAGCCAGCUGGAAGAGCUGCACUGCGCCACAGGCAUCAACCUGGCUAACGAGCAGGGCAGCUGCGACGUGACGUCUGGGACCAGCUCUGAGGUCAUGUUCGUGAAGAGAUGUUGCUACUGCUGUCUCCUGGGGAAGGCAGCCCAGGCCCAGGGCCAGAGCUGCGAGUACAGCCUCAUGGCUGGCUACCAGUGUGGACUAGUCUUCCGGGCAUGCUGCGUGAAGGGCCAGGAGGCUGCAGAACUCCCACCUGGGGACGUCAUGGACCUCCGAGAGACAGCUAAGAUUCCUGAGGGUGAGGAGGAACAAGAAGACCCAUACCGUAAUGACCGCUGCAGAGGCGGUGGACCAUGCAAACAGCAGUGCCAUGACACAGGAAACGAGGUCGUCUGCUCUUGUUUUGUGGGCUACCAGCUGCUGUCCGAUGGCGUCUCCUGUGAAGACGUCAACGAGUGCAUCACUGGCACCCACAGCUGCCGCCUGGGUGAGUCCUGUGUCAAUACCGUGGGCUCUUUCCGCUGUCAGCGGGACAGCAGUUGCGGAACAGGCUAUGAGCUCACAGAGGACAAUGACUGCAAAGAUAUUGACGAAUGUGAGAGUGGUAUUCAUAACUGCCUCCCCGAUUUUAUCUGUCAGAAUACUCUGGGAUCCUUCCGCUGCAGACCCAAGCUACAGUGCAAGAGUGGCUUUAUACAAGAUGCUCUAGGCAACUGUAUUGAUAUCAAUGAGUGUUUGAGUAUCAGUGCCCCGUGCCCUGCUGGGCAGACGUGCAUCAAUACAGAAGGCUCCUACACGUGCCAAAAGAAUGUGCCCAACUGUGGCCGCGGCUACCAUCUCAACGAGGAGGGCACCAGAUGUGUUGAUGUGGACGAGUGCUCCCUGCCCUCAGAGCCCUGUGGGCCAGGCCAUCUCUGUAUAAACUCUCCUGGAAGUUUCCGCUGUGAAUGCAAUGCUGGUUACUAUUUCGAUGGCAUCAGCAGGACAUGUGUGGACAUUAAUGAGUGCCGGCGCUACCCUGGCCGGCUGUGCGGUCACAAGUGCGAGAACACGCCUGGCUCCUACCACUGCAGCUGCACCGUGGGCUUCCGCCUGUCGGCAGAUGGCCGCUCCUGCGAAGACGUGAAUGAGUGUACCAGCAACCCGUGUGGUCAGGAGUGUGCCAAUGUCUACGGUUCCUACCAGUGUUACUGCCGGCGAGGCUACCAACUCAGCGACGUGGACGGUGUCACCUGUGAAGACAUCGAUGAGUGCGCUCUGCCCACCGGAGGCCACAUCUGCUCCUACCGCUGCAUCAACAUCCCUGGAAGUUUCCAGUGCAGCUGCCCCUCCACAGGCUACAGGCUGGCCCCCAACGGCCGAAACUGCCAAGACAUUGACGAGUGUGUAACCGGAAUUCACAACUGCUCUAUCAAUGAAACCUGCUUCAACAUCCAGGGCGGAUUCCGCUGCCUGUCCUUCAGCUGUCCGGAGCACUACCGCCGCUCUGCAGACACGCUCCGCCAAGAGAAGACAGACACAGUCCGCUGCGUGAAGUCCUGCCGUCCAAACGAUGUCACCUGCAUGCUGGACCCAGUGCAUACCAUCUCUCACACUGUCAUCUCGCUGCCCACCUUCCGUGAGUUCAGCCGUCCUGAAGAGAUAGUCUUCCUCCGAGCGAUCACACCCGCGUACCCCGCCAACCAGGCUGACAUCAUCUUCGACAUCACUGAGGGCAACCUGCGGGACUCCUUUGAUAUCAUCAAGCGUUACAUGGACGGCAUGACCGUGGGUGUAGUCCGCCAGGUGAGGCCCAUCGUGGGCCCAUUUCACGCUGUCCUGAAGCUGGAGAUGAACUACGUGGUCGGGGGUGUGGUCUCCCACCGAAAUGUCGUCAACGUCCACAUCUUCGUCUCUGAGUACUGGUUCUGA
Chrysochloris asiatica (Cape golden mole) is the source of this 2133-nucleotide messenger RNA. RefSeq names its product fibulin 1 (gene FBLN1). Bases 1 to 2133 code for a protein of 710 amino acids. Lineage: Eukaryota; Metazoa; Chordata; Mammalia; Afrosoricida; Chrysochloridae. Gene Ontology annotation, molecular function: calcium ion binding; peptidase activator activity. Gene Ontology annotation, biological process: extracellular matrix organization. The transcript has 17 exons. The record is from RefSeq and is a predicted model, not a curated record. Gene Ontology annotation, cellular component: extracellular region.